This is a messenger RNA of Manis pentadactyla (Chinese pangolin), 1471 nucleotides long. It is a transcript of the gene PDHB, whose product is annotated as pyruvate dehydrogenase E1 subunit beta. Gene Ontology annotation, biological process: pyruvate decarboxylation to acetyl-CoA. The record is from RefSeq and is a predicted model, not a curated record. The coding region runs from base 62 to 1141 and encodes 359 amino acids. The transcript has 10 exons. Lineage: Eukaryota; Metazoa; Chordata; Mammalia; Pholidota; Manidae. Gene Ontology annotation, molecular function: pyruvate dehydrogenase (acetyl-transferring) activity.
GGGCCCACGUCAGAGGCCUCGCUGUGUUGUCAUUCGGCGGCUGCUAGAGGACACGAUCAAGAUGGCGGCGGUGCCCGGGUUGGUGCGGAGACCCCUCGAGCAGGUCUCCGGGCUGCUGAGGAGGCGCUUCCACCGGUCGGCGCCGGCGGCGCUGCAGGUGACAGUUCGUGAUGCUAUUAAUCAAGGUAUGGAUGAGGAGCUGGAAAGAGAUGAGAAGGUCUUCCUGCUUGGGGAAGAAGUUGCCCAGUAUGAUGGGGCAUAUAAGGUUAGUCGAGGCCUGUGGAAGAAGUACGGAGAUAAGAGGGUCAUAGACACUCCCAUAUCUGAGAUGGGCUUUGCCGGAAUUGCUGUAGGUGCAGCUAUGGCUGGGUUGCGGCCCAUUUGUGAAUUUAUGACCUUCAAUUUCUCUAUGCAAGCCAUUGACCAGGUUAUAAACUCAGCUGCCAAGACCUACUACAUGUCUGGGGGCCUUCAGUGUGUGCCCAUUGUCUUCAGAGGGCCCAACGGCGCCUCGGCAGGUGUGGCUGCCCAGCACUCUCAGUGCUUUGCUGCCUGGUAUGCACACUGCCCGGGCUUAAAGGUGGUCAGCCCCUGGAAUUCAGAGGAUGCCAAAGGAUUGAUUAAAUCAGCCAUUCGAGAUAACAAUCCAGUGGUGAUGCUAGAGAAUGAACUGAUGUACGGAGUUCCUUUUGAACUUCCCACAGAAGCUCAGUCAAAAGACUUUUUGAUUCCUAUUGGAAAAGCCAAAAUAGAAAGGCAAGGGACACAUAUAACUGUAGUUGCCCAUUCAAGACCUGUAGGCCACUGCUUAGAAGCCGCAACGGUGCUGUCUAAAGAGGGAAUUGAAUGUGAGGUGAUAAAUAUGCGAACCAUCAGACCAAUGGACAUUGAAACAAUAGAAGCCAGUGUCAUGAAGACCAAUCACCUCGUAACUGUGGAAGGAGGCUGGCCACAGUUUGGCAUAGGAGCUGAAAUUUGUGCCAGGAUCAUGGAAGGACCUGCGUUCAAUUUCCUGGAUGCCCCUGCAGUUCGCGUCACUGGUGCCGACAUCCCUAUGCCUUAUGCAAAGAUUCUAGAAGACAACUCUGUACCUCAGGUUAAAGACAUCAUAUUUGCAAUAAAGAAAACAUUAAAUAUCUAAUUUAGACUUGAAUUUCAAGUCACUGGGAUUUAAAGUAUUUGCUUACACUUCUCGUGGACUGUACUGUAAGACCUCAUCAUUCAUAAAGUUAUCUCUAAAGCAGCAACACAUUUUUGUACUGGAAAGAAGUUUAAAUGUGCUUGUAUGGAACAGUUCUCCACCCUCCUGCCCUAGAUUCCAUGCUUUUUUGUUGUUAAAAUUGUCGUGUUCUCUGAGUAAGACUAAUGUAAAAUUUUACUCUCUCAUUAGAAGGGCAAGGUGUGAUUGUGGCCGUGUCCUAAUGAAAGAUGGAUCCAAAAAACACAUGUAAAAAUAAAAGCAUAUUAUCCA